AUGAGUAGAUGGAUCGUCCAGUGUAAACCGUCCGCGAUUGCAGUCACCAAUCCAACGACGUACCUCGGCGUGACUCGCGCGCAAUGUCUCCUGCGCGACAGACACUCCCGGAGCUUGACGACGGGUCGCCCGUUGCGACGGGAUGGAGAUCCCCGGAUUCGUCCUCUCGGGAGGCAGAUUUCUGAUGACUAUGCGACGAUUAGGGAUACAUACGAUACACCCAAAUAUCCCAUUGUCCUCGCCCACGGCCUCCUCGGGUUCUCUGAGCUUCAACUCAGUUCAUACCUCCCCUCGGUCCAGUACUGGCAUGGAAUCAAAGAAGCUCUUACUGCACAGGGCGCAAUUGUCAUCACGCCGACCGUCCCCCCCUCGAGCUCCAUCGCCGACCGCGCCGCGGCCUUGCACGCGGCACUCGCUGAAUGUGCGCCAGCACCCGAUGCUGUCAACAUCAUCGCCCACAGCAUGGGCGGUCUUGACGUACGGUACAUGCUUGCGCACAUGUCUCCUCCGCCCGUCCGCGUCGCUUCCCUCGUCACAGUUGCGACGCCGCACCGCGGAAGCGCUUUCGCUGACUACCUCCUGGAGGAAGGCGGCGAAGCGCCCAUCCACCUGCCCAGGCUCUACGGGGCGAUCGAGCGCGCGGGCUUUGGCACGGCGGCGUUUGCGCAGCUGACGCGACGGUAUAUGCAGUCCGAGUUUAACCCGGCGACGCCCGACAGCCCGGACGUGCGGUACUUCUCAUACGGAGCGGCCUUCGUGAAAACGCCGCCACUGCUGAGCCCGUUCCGCUAUCCCCACGGGGUGCUAGCCACGGUUGAGGGCCCCAAUGACGGCCUAGUGAGUGUGGAGAGCAGUCGGUGGGGGACGUACAAAGGGACGUUGCUAGGGGUGAGCCACCUGGAUUUGAUCAACUGGUCGAACCGAAUGGGAUGGACAGUGCGGGAGUGGAUGGGGAUGAAAAGGACCUUCAAUGCGAUUGCAUUUUACCUGGACAUGGCGGAUAUGUUGGCAAAGGAGGGCUUAUAG
Molecule: messenger RNA, 1026 nt
Organism: Ilyonectria robusta
Lineage: Eukaryota; Fungi; Ascomycota; Sordariomycetes; Hypocreales; Nectriaceae
Product: Alpha/Beta hydrolase protein
Exons: 2
Coding region: 1-1026 (341 amino acids)
Molecular function (GO): triacylglycerol lipase activity
Source: RefSeq, a predicted model, not a curated record